Messenger RNA from Aspergillus affinis, 2052 nucleotides. RefSeq names its product nuclear export protein Noc3. Gene Ontology annotation, molecular function: chromatin binding. The record is from RefSeq and is a predicted model, not a curated record. Lineage: Eukaryota; Fungi; Ascomycota; Eurotiomycetes; Eurotiales; Aspergillaceae. The coding region runs from base 1 to 2052 and encodes 683 amino acids. The transcript has a single exon. Gene Ontology annotation, cellular component: nucleolus. Gene Ontology annotation, biological process: DNA replication initiation.
AUGGCUCCGAGUCGCACAACCAAGAGAAGACGCGUCACUCCUCCUGCCGAUGAGGGCAGUGGCUCGCAAGCCAAGAAGGACUUCUACAGCAACGCCGCCGAAUGGGACAUUGAACAGGAUUAUGAGCGCCGCCCGCGCAAGAUGGGCAAAAAAGACAAGGAGCGAACGCGGUUACCGAUCAAAACGGCUGAAGGCUUCCAGAAUGUCGAGGAGGCUGAGCCCGAGGCUGCUGAAGAGUCCGACAGCUUCCUGGGCACCGAUGACGACGACGACGACGAGCUACCGGAUGCCGACGAAGGGAUCGAAGACGAAGAAUCCGUGGAGGAGAAGCCCAAGAUUUCCUUGAAAAUACAGAUUCUCCAGGCAAAGGAAGAAAUCGCAAAGGCUGCCACGUUGAUCAACGAGGACCCCGAGGAGCAUCUCAACUCGUUCAAGACGAUGUCGGAAAUGGUGGAGAAGGGUUCGCAUGUUGCGAUCAAGAAACUGGCUCUGGCCGCACAGGCAGCCAUCUAUAAGGACGUCAUCCCCGGGUACCGGAUCCGCCCUCUCAGCGAAGAGGAGAUGACCGGCAAGAUCUCCAAGGACGUGCGCAAACUCCGUGACUUCGAGCAGACUCUUGUGUCGGGGUACAAGCACUACGUGCACACGCUGUUGGACCUCACCAAGCCAGUCAAAAGAGGCCAGGCCGAGGUGGAUCCCAGCCUGAAAAGUAUUGCCAUAAACUGCACCUGCAACCUGCUCCUUUCCGUGCCGCAUUUCAACUUCCGGACCGAGCUAUUGAAGAUCCUGGUCAACCGCCUUGCGCGGAAGAAGGUCGAUGACGAUUUCAUCAAGUGCCGCGAGACGCUAGAAGAUGUAUUCCACCGAGACGACGACGGGAUUGUUUCCCUCGAAGCCGUGCGCAUGCUGUCGAAGAUGAUGAAAGCCCGGGACUACAAUAUUCACGAAGGCGUUCUGGACACAUUCCUCCACCUACGCUUGCUAGGCGAAUUCGGCUCCAAGGCGUCCCGAGACAGAGUCGAUCGCGGCGAGGACGAAGAGAACAACUUCCGCGGUAAGAAGCCCAAGCAGAAGAAGGAAUUCCGCACCAAGCGCGAUCGCAAGGUAGAAAAGGAGCGGAAGGCCGUGGAGAAGGACAUGAAGCAGGCGGAUGCGUUGGUCUCCCACGAGGAGAGGGACAAAAACCAGGCCGAGACCCUGAAACUGGUGUUUGGAAUCUACUUCCGGAUCUUGAAGCUCCGUAUCCCUAAUCUCAUGGGCCCGGUUCUUGAAGGUCUCGCCAAAUACGCCCACCUGAUCAACCAAGACUUCUUUGGCGACUUGCUCGAAGCCCUGAAGGAACUGAUCGGACAUGCGGACAAGAGCGAAAUGGACGGAGACGACGAAGACGCCGACGUUGACAACACCGAGGACGAGACGACAACGCGAGACGCCCAGCGAGAGGCCCUUCUCUGCACCGUCACAGCCUUUGCCCUCCUGGAAGGACAAGAGGCCAGCAAGGUCGCUGCCACGCUGCAUCUGGACCUGAGUUUCUUCAUCAAACAUCUCUACCGCUGUCUCUACUCUCUCUCCGUCAACCCCGACAUCGAAUUCAACCCCAACAAAUCCCUCCGCCUCCCCGACCCCAACAUGCCCAACUACGGGAACCACCGGUCCCGCAACAAGGUCAACUUCCAGACUCCCACCGUCCUCCUCCUCCGCUGCAUCUCCUCCACUUUACUCUCUCGCGCCCACGGCAUCCCGCCCUCCGUCCGACUCGGCAGCUUCACCAAACGCCUCAUGACCACGUCUCUCCAAGUCCCUGAGAAGUCCGCCAUCGCGACGCUAGCGCUCCUAAACCAAGUCGCGAAGCACCACGCGCGACGGAUCUCGCCGCUCUGGCACAGCGAGGAACGCAAGGGCGACGGCGUAUUCAACCCCUACUCGCAGGAAGUCGAAGCCACGAAUGUAUUUGCCGGAACGGUAUGGGAGGGAGAGCUCCUGCGACAUCACUACUGCCCGCAGGUGCGCGAUGCAGUGGUGGACAUGGAGAAGAUGAUUUCGAAAAAAUAA